Molecule: messenger RNA, 4868 nt
Organism: Anolis carolinensis (green anole)
Lineage: Eukaryota; Metazoa; Chordata; Lepidosauria; Squamata; Anolidae
Gene: accs
Product: 1-aminocyclopropane-1-carboxylate synthase homolog (inactive)
Exons: 15
Coding region: 285-2918 (877 amino acids)
Biological process (GO): biosynthetic process; amino acid metabolic process
Molecular function (GO): transaminase activity; pyridoxal phosphate binding
Source: RefSeq, a predicted model, not a curated record
ACCGGAUGUGAAUGGGGUUGCCUUGCAACGGCUUAGAGGUGCGCGUGUGCUUAUGUAUAUAGGCAAGGAGCAACCGUGCCGAGCCGUGCCAAACCAGUCCAAUUAUUGGUAUUGUUUUGCCUUGCAACAACAACAAAAAAAACGAGACAAAGGGAAAUAGUGUUUUUCCCUCUCGGGAGACUCUUGAGACCUUUUGCAUCUCUUUGUAAAAUUAUACAGAUAGAUAGUUAGAUAGAUAGAUAGUGUUAUUGUUGCUUAUUCCUAUUUGCCCCGGGGCGUUUGGGAUGGAUUUCCGCGGGAAGAAGUACGAGCGGGGCAGCAACUGGUCGGACCCGGAGGUGGCGCAGCUGCUGCACUUGUGGGCCGACGCGGCGGUGCAAGCGGAGCUGGAGAGCUGCCUCCGGAACCAGCACGUCUUCAACCGCAUCGCCGAGGUCCUGCGCGAGAAGGGCAUCCGCCGCACGGGCGACCAGUGCCGCGAGAAGAUCAAGAAGAUGAAGCUCGAGUACCGGCGCCUCAAGGACAGCGGCAGGGCGGGGACCGGCCCACGCGUGGGAGCAGGAGCAGGAGGAGGAGGAGGGCGGCCCUGGAAGUUCUUCCAAGUCCUGGACCGCGUCCUGGCCGGCAAGGCCCCCCACAGCCCCCCGGGGGAGACCCGCCUUCCCCCGCAGCCCCCCCACCCACGCCUAGCACCCUCCUCGCAGCCCCCGGAGCUGGUGGAGGUCAAGUGCGAGGAGGCGGACUCCCCCGAGGAGGAGCAGGCCUUGGCCCCCCGGCCCCCCUCCCGCCCAGAAAGAGAGAGGACCCACCUGGAGGGGUCCCAGGACGACUCUCCCCUCUCCCAGGUGGAGCCCCCCCUCGAGACCAGUGUCUCGCCUUCAGGUUUGAGUGAACCCAACAUGGCUUCUUCCUCUCGGAUCCAAAGUCUGGGGCCACGGCCUGGUUUUUCCACCUUGCACCGCUUGCGGAAGAAACGGAAAGCCCAACGGCUGAGGGAUCCUUUGGAUGCACUCUUGCUGAAAACCCUGACUGCACAGCGGGAAAUGGAGGAACGCUUUCUGCAUAUGGAGGAAUGCCGACUCCAGCGUGACCUGGAAGUGGAGGAGCGGCGGAUACAGAUGGAGCAGCGUCGUUUUGAGCAGGAACGGGACCACGAAUUUCGCAUGUUCAAUGUCUUUGCCCAGAUGCUCAGCAUCUUAAAACAGAGUAAUAAUGGCUCUUCUGCAAGUGGGCAGCCUCAGAAUAUCGAGUUUAGCCAAACAUUUUCAGAAAGCACAGGAGUAAGAGAACGGGUACAGGAAGAGGGACAGACCUCACAACUACAGCAACCCCCUUUGGACAGGAGAACCAAUGUACACAGUUUUGGCAAUCACAGCGAUGCCCAAAGCAGCCCCUACCUCUCUGCCCGAGGCAACAUUGCUAACAUCUGCUGGGGCUCAGCAGAAGAGGGUUAUAGUGCCUAUCAUGCUGACAAGUAUGAUGAAAACAAAAAUCCCAAUGGCAUCAUUAAUUUUGGCACCAGUGAGAAUAAACUCUGCUUUGAUCUGAUGUCCAAGCGGUUAACACAAAGUGACAUGAAUGUCAUGGAGCCACCAUUCCUACAGUAUCCAGACUGGAAGGGCCACAUGUUCUUACGAGAGGAAGUGGCUAAAUUUUUGACCUAUUACUGUAAGGCACCUGCACCUCUCAAGGCGGAAAAUGUGAUUGUGCAAAAUGGCUGUGGCUCUCUGUUUUCUUCUUUGGCUACAGUUCUUUGUGAGCCAGGGGAAGCCUUCCUGAUUCCCACCCCUUUCUAUGGGGGCAUCACUCAAAGUGUGUUUCUGUAUGGAAAUGUGAAGUUAGUUUAUGUCUAUUUAGACAGUCAGGUUACUGGAACAUGCACCCGUCCAUUCCAGCUCACUGUGGAAAAACUCAAGAAGGCCUUCCAGGAUGCGCAGUCAGAGGGUGUCGGGAUAAAGGGUUUAAUUCUCCUGAAUCCACAAAACCCCUUGGGAGAUAUUUAUUCUCUCUCAGAGUUACAGGAAUACUUGGAGUUUGCCAAAAGGCAUGAAUUACAUGUGAUUGUGGAUGAGAUCUACAUGCUGUCAGUUUUUGAUGAAUCCACUAUAUUCCACAGUGUGCUAGAAAUGGAAAGAUUACCUGAUCCACAGAGGACCCACGUGAUGUGGGGAACUACUAAGGAUUUUGCUAUCUCUGGGAUUCGGUUUGGAACCCUGUACACACUGAAUCAAGAUGUCGCCAGUGCUGUUGCUUCCUUAUGUUACUUGCAUGGGGUCAGUGGGCCUAUCCAGCACAAAAUUGCACAGCUACUUAGAGACAGAGACUGGAUCAACCAGGUGUUCUUACGGGCCAACCAUGAGAGGCUGAAAGCAGCCCAUACCUUUGUGACAGAUGAGCUGAAGACACUUGGGCUUCCCUUCCUCAAUCGCAAUGCAGGCUUCUUUGUGUGGAUUGACUUCCGAAAGUACUUGCGGAAAGGAACGUUUGAAGAAGAAAUGCGACUUUGGAGACGGUUCUUGAGCAACAAGGUUCUGCUGUGUCAUGGGAAAGGUUUUGAGUGCAGUGAACCUGGCUGGUUCCGCAUCAUCUUUGCUGACAAGAUACAGCGCCUGCAGCUAGGCAUGCAGAGGAUCUGUGAGGUAUUGGAAGAGUGCAGAUGUGAAAUACUGAAUGAAGAUAAAAAUGAGUCCUGCCAGUCUGACUCGGAAGGCAAAGCAGACAGCACAGAUGAAGUGAUCUUUGUUUCCCAUCACCAAGAGCCAGUCUCUGGUGGCAGCUCCAGUCUGGGUGAUCUCAUAGGCCUUCUGCAGCAGCAAAUGCGUUCAUCUGACUGGUUGCAAAAGAACACAGUGGAGCAGUUUGCACAGGAGAAACCAGAGGUUUAUGAUGUUUUCAGCAAAUUGGUGGGAAAACAGUAGAGCCCCAUUUUGUGCCAGGACCUGUCCAUGGAGGUUCUUGCUGUUUUGACUGAUACAUUAUAACUUCUAUAACAAGUAUUUUAAGGAAUCCUUUUACAAACCACCUUCCUUGACCCUUCUUUCAAGACUGUAUUGUAUUGGGGCCAGCCACAAAAGGGUGGCUUUUAUUCGAUUCCCACCUCCUGUACUGUAUUUUGUAUGUUCGUAUCAGGCAUAUGUUUUCACAUGGAGAGAGAUGUUGUUGUUUGUGCUGUUUCAUGUUUCAUCUUUUCAUAAGAGAAAGGUUUUUUAAGAGCUGAAGAAUGUUUUAAAGCAUUAGUUGUGACCUGAAAUGAAAGGGAAGUAUUGAUGAAUUUGAACAAUAAGUUCAUCAACAAGUCACUUUAAUACAGAAUUUAAAUGCAUGUUUAAAUGGACUCAAGUUCAGAUAUUCUAUUACGGGUAAAUAAUAUUUGUAUAUUAGUCACAUUUUCCCGUGCAUGUGUGUGUAUAUGUUCCAGUAUUCCAAAGACGAGUUCAGAAGUAAUGCUUUUGCAUCUGAGCUAUGAAUAAGGGACCACAGGCUUAAACAUACUCCCUCUACCCUUUUUCCUCUCACAAAUGAUUUGCCUUUCUGCCCUAGGCAUUUACAAUUGUGAUGUUCUUUUAGUGAAGUUAUCCAUGGAUUCAUUAUUACUCCAGCUCACUUCCUGGUAGGGUCUGAAUCAAGUUUUGCUUAAUUUCAACUCUGCUUAAUGUUCAGGCAAAUAUCAUGAGCCAUGUUUAAUGCAAGAGAAUCCCCAUAAGGUGGGGAGUAGAAUAUAGUCUCUUGCAGACUUUCCCUGAUUAUUUAAGGAAAUGUCACUGUUACAUCUGCAUUAUCCUAGAAAUUUUAAUUCUGGCAAUGAAUGAAAUCUUAGUGGCUCAAGACUGACAUUUCUAAAUUAUUUCAGUGUGCCCUCAAGAGUUCAAGUCUUGAAAAUGACAUGUAGUGGCCAAUCCAGUUGUUUCUUCAGCUCAAAUUCUAUUUCUUGAAAUGUUGCCAUUAAUUUGGGUUUCUCAUCUACGGUGGAAUUGAAGGGUUUCAAUUCCUUAUUCUCAAAGAUUGACUUUGAGAUAUAUUAUGUCUUGCUUCAUUAUGGAUAUUUAUAGAUCUGAGCUGAGCUGCUGAACUUGCUGACCAAAAGGUUGGUGGUUCAAAUCCGGGGAGCGGGGUGAGCUCCCACUCCUAACCCCAACUUCUGCAAACUUAGCAAAAACAUGCAAAUGUGAGUAGAUCACAAUGGGAAGGUAACGACGCUCCAUGCCAGCCACAUAACCUUGGAGGUGGCUAUGGACAAGGUCGGCUCUUUGACUUAGAAAUGGAGAUGAGCACCCAGAGUCGGAUAUGAUUAGACUUAAUGUCAGGGGAAAACCUUUACCUUUAUCUCUGUAGUCUGCCUUCUGUAUUCUGUACCAAUUGAAAAUGAGCAAUUUGAUUUACAACAUGGAUUUAAAUGUUAACAAUGAUGAAAAUCUUAAAAUUUAUUGUAAUAAAACCAGAGAAGAUGAAAUGGUAGAACUCCACUAUGAUGAUUAUUGCUCCAAAAGUUUGUGGGAAGGGAACAUUUUUUCUCUUAAUUUGUUUUUUGUGGAUCUUACUUUUACAAAAUGUGUCCGUAAUUGAUAAAGCUGUUUUUCAGAUUUACUUUUACCAAUUGGGUAACUUGUGGUAUUUGAAAGGAAAAGGCAAUGCAAGUUAGAUUAGAUUUGAAUAUAUUGCUUUUUUCCCCAAUCUGUUUGGGAUGUAGUACCACUGGCAAAUUGUUCUUAACCAGUUUUUAAAUUUUCUCUAAUUAAACCUCAAAGUAUUACUCAAUAUCUUGCUUCAAUCUUCCGCCUUUAUCUGUUGAUUCAAGUCCUUCUUCCACCUUGUUUUUAAUGGAGUUGACUAUGUUGAUCUUCUAAUAAUAAAUUCUAAGUUUUUGCUCA